Priapulus caudatus is the source of this 4652-nucleotide messenger RNA. Its product is annotated as protein FAM160B1-like. The coding region runs from base 160 to 2799 and encodes 879 amino acids. The transcript is spliced from 16 exons. The record is from RefSeq and is a predicted model, not a curated record. NCBI's taxonomy places the organism in Eukaryota, Metazoa, Priapulida, Priapulimorpha, Priapulimorphida, Priapulidae.
AAUUAUGUUCAUAGACAUAAGUGCAAAAUAAGUAUUGAAAACUCAAAUAUGACACGUGAACGCAUGUUUGUUCUGUGUAAGUGAGCUACAGAUUCGCUCGUCAGCAAACCGAAUCGGCGAACGUACUAAAGUAAAACGUCGUUAAAACAAAAACAAAAAAUGUUUAACAAAUUCGCUGCAGCAUUACAACAUGCUGUCGAUGCGCUUGCACCUCCGCCAUCACAACAGGAGCAGUUUGUUCACCACUGGAAAGCUAUCACACACUACUUCAUUGAAAGCAGUAUGUACAGGCACACUAAAAAAUAUGAUGAGCGAGAGCCCAUUGAGGCAACCAGCAUUCCCCAUCAUCUCGACCAAAUGCUGGACAGUCUGCAUCACGAGGAGGCGGGGCAGGAAGCCGGGUCAGGAUCAGUGCCAGAAGGGAGCACCACCGGCCCCUGCAUGGAGUACAUGCUGCGACAUAAGAUUCUCGAGACGCUUUACGCUCUGGGACGAGCGGAUUGCCCCCUGGGAAUGAAACAGCAUGUUCUGAUGUUUUUCACACAUCUGCUAUCUCGAACUAAUCAGCCGAUUCUCCCACACAUUAAUGUACAUCGGCCUGUACAUAGGCUGAUUCGCCUAUGUGGAAACGAACAGGCAGCACCCACAGAGGCUGAAGAAAUACAGUUCCUCGGAGUGAUCUGUGCUAAAAUCAAAGCUAAUCCAUAUCUAGUCAAUUUCUUCCUUGAGGUUCCUACCGCAGCAUCACCGCAUUGCUCAGGCCCUGGCAUCGCCUGCAGUCUAACAGAUUUUGAGGGUUUGGAAGGAGCUCAACCUUACCACCCCAUAGGACCCAAUUGCAAGCUUGGCUUCCCUCUAGUCUCGUCAUUGCUGUCCCUGGUGCAGAGUCCAGACAGCCGAGUGGUGAUCAAAGCGUGUGAGGGCCUUCUGCUGUGUGCGAGCCUGCCCGAAGACAUGGCGGCAAGCAUCAUUGCCGAGCACUCACGCUUCUCUCAGGUACUAGCUGCUCAACUGGCCAAGCUCUACAUCCUCAUCCCACGCAGCAUGCAUCCCGCUGACAUCGACAGCACAGAGGCAAAGUGGGGGUUGGAUCAGUAUAGUGACAGGGAAGAUAUGCACACAUUUGCCGGUAAGCGCCACCUGUUGAGCUUUCUCUCCUGGCUCGACUACUGCGACCAGCUUAUUCUUGAUGCACAUCCAAAAGUCAGCAGUGCCCUCUCACGGUCAAUUUGUAAAACCUUUCUGGAAGAUGUUCUACAACCAGACCUUUUGCAAGUAUGUGAAGUGACUGCUGCAUUCGCUACAUCCAUCAUGACACGUUGUGUCCGACUCGUUUCGUCUCAAGUUUUCCUGGAGCAUAUUGCUACCUUCAUUAUUGGUUCGUCCUCUGGGGACAAAUGCCCCACGACUAGCAAGUUACAACAUUACUUUAUUCAGAGGAGCAACCAUCCAUCCGAUGAGUUGAGCAUUGUGACACUAAAACUGCUGGAAGUGCUGCUGCAGAAACCUUGCGAGGUGCUAUUCGAGCAUCUAGUGCUGCAGCGUGCACCAGAGAAGUGUCAUCUACAGGCAGAUAUGGAACUUACUGUAACUACUGAUGGUAGCUCUGCAGUCACAGCCAUCGGAGAAUCUCAGGUGCUGAUAGAUAGCAGUGACAUGCCUGUGAGCAGCCCGAGUAGCACAAGCCCCACAUCCAGCAUCAGUGCGCUGUCGGAGGCCGACGGAGAAGCAGGCCCUGUUGCGUACAUCGACGGGAAAGAGCCAACUUGUCAGUCAACAAUCUCGGGUGUCAGUCACCACAGUCAAGGUAUCUGUGAUCAAGAAGAAGAAAGGGAAGCGCUGAGUGAGCAAGAAGAUCGGACUGGUCGGCAGGGGGAGAGCAAGGCUGUGAUCGCUGGGGAUGAAUCUUGCGCAGUCACAUCUGGGGAUGACUUGCUGUCAUGCGAAGCCGAAAUGUUGGUGCCAAAUCACACACACAAAGCAGACCCGAUCGACAACGGGUCACCAAUGACAGCUGCCAAUAACGACAUUACUGAAUGUGACCUACAUGAGCAUAAUGAUGAUGGUGAUGGUGAUGGUGAUGAUGAAGUGUCUGGUCAACAGUCAUUUGGUGCUCCCGGACAGGCUGACCAUGCAGAGACACCUAUCACUGCUGCAGUGGCUGAGGGAGAGGGUCACAAGCCCAGCGUGGAUAUCCACCACGUCGUACACACGUUUCUUACCUUCGUGCCUCACGAAGCCUCGUCCUGUGAAGAGCUCGAGGACAGCGGCUACGAUACGUACCUCAAAGAUGCCCACAGACAGUACAAGGCUGUUUGCAUACAGUGUAGAAUGUGGAAAUGUAUCGAGAGCCAUGCCGAUCGACAUGUGAUCUAUGGUGCAGACAGUCUACUGGACAUGUUGUUUGACAAGCUAUCUAAAAUUCUUGACCAGAGCUACGAGCUAAAUCUGCAAGUGACCUCGGUGCUUGCAAAGCUAGUGCUUUUCCCCCAUCCUGUGAUACAUGAACUUCUAUUGUGUACAAGUGAAGUGACGCCACCUGGAGGACGAACGCUGUAUAGCAUACUAUCAAAGGUGGUGAAAGAUUUGGAAGUUCGUAUGCAUAGAGUGCCAGAGUUCAAACAAGGAGUGGCCCACACACGUCGUCAACUAAUGGGGCUGGUGCCAGAAAGCGAUAGCUGUGAGCGCAGCAACCUUAUGGAGGGAGUUAUUGUGCUGGAGGAAUUUUGCAAGGAGCUGGCAGCUGUAGCUUUCGUUAAGCAUCACGCAACGAUGUUUCAGUCAUCUGGAGCACAGUAACACCUUCCCAAAUGGUGAAUUUAUGCAGUGGUCCACAUAGAAAUCUCAGUUAUAUCCUUUAUCAAAUUCAUAGUGCUGUAAUUUGUGUCCAAAAUAGAUUUAUUUUGUACACAAAUAGAUUUGUGUUGUGUGAGGUAAUAUUCACUUUCACGCCAUUACUCAGUCUUUAUAGCAUGUGUAUAAUGAGCAAGUUUCCAGAAAUUCAGACUAUACUGAAAUUUGAUAGGUAACACGUAUUUGUUUUGUUAACAUUCUUCUGGUUCAGUGUAAACAUUGUUCCAGUGAAAGUAGCUGUUACCAUAAUCCAAUUACUGACCCUCAUGCUUUUUUGGCAAUCGGUAGUUUUGCAAGUUUGCCAUAGCUGGUGCUAAUUGUUAGUCACAUCUCGUGAAGGAAAGGACUUGUUGUCUAUGCUUCAGCUACAGGAUAUAUGUUAUAAGAAAGGGUCAUUUAAUAAAGAAACAGCAGGGUAUCAUGAAAGUGACGUUUACUGAUAAAUUUAAGUGAGCAUGUAUAUUAAUGAACUGUCAUAGACACAUUUAUGUAUCUAAUUACCUAAACCAUGAGUUUAGACUAGGUGUUACCUAUAUAUACUUUUAGCUGUGCCACAGAACAAUAAAUGCCUUCCGUCGUUUUUCUGUGGCUGAAUAUUUUGGAGUCAGGAAGCAGAAGCGUGAAGAAAUAUUUAAUGUAUUUAUUCAUCUAUUAGUAUUAGGGAAUAGGCCAUGUGGCAAAAUAUUUGUUAUAAACUGCAUAUAUCAUGUUUAGAUCUUGCUUGAACAUAAGUACAUAAACACAGGGUAACAAAUUCAGUCAGUAUUGGACAUAGUGGUGUUACAUGAAAGUCUGUGUUUCAUGUAUAAAUUGAAAGACAAUUUUUAUCCUUUGACAUUCACUGAUGUUGUUAUUAGCUUGACUAUAUAUUUAAAAAUGAAACUGUAAUAUAUGGUUACGUAUUUAAACUGAUUUCAUUUGAUGUACGUGCAUACUUUUAAAACAUUUGUAGAAAUUGUGUAAGAUAACAUGCUUUUUUAUCCAUAUCACUUAGGCUCAGUAGCAUAAUGAAAGGGAAAGUGCGUGCAAUAAAUGUUGUGUAUACUAGUUGUUUAACAAUAAUUUGAGCACUACUAAUACAACAUAGGUUCCAACUCUUCAGAUUCCUAAUCCAGUGCUUAUUUAUGGCCUCAACAUUAUAUUAUACAUGUACUGGUGCAAAACCAUGAGAUUAUUUGCAGUCAUUGACGUUUAUGAGCCAAAAUGCAAGAAUCUUGCCAUUUUACCACUGUCGUGUUUUCCAUAAAAUAUCACUUGUCCUUCUUUUUUCUUUUUUUAAUCCAGAAUUAGAUUUAGAAUAGGUUCGAGUAAUUGUUUCUCGAUGUUAUAUAUUUUUAAUGAGUAGCAUAACAAAACACGAAUUAGUCAUGAAUCUCUGGUGUGUCAAUUUCUUUUCUCAAUAUUAAUCAUAUGUAGAUGUAAAAAUUUUGCUGUAUUGUUAGUUGGCAUUCUUCAAAGCCGUCGUGAGAUUGCACUAUAAACGAAUUGCGGUGAGUAGAUGAAUAUACCAAAAAAAAUUGUGGUUAAUGAUCAGACCAGCAAUGUUAUUAUGUUUUUCUGUCAUUUAUAGUUAUGUAGUGUAUGUAGCAGUUAUAUGGCAUUGUGUUGAUGUUAAAGGUGUAACCACUUUCAAAUUAGAAUAUGUGAGCUUAUCACAUUUUCUCAUGUACCAACGUGCAAGACUAAACUUCAGCAUAUUGUUUAAGAACUAACAAAUUCUAUUUUAGCUACCAUUUAUUUUCUGUAAUUAUUGACUUUUACUUGAAUCUAAAAUAUAUAAACCAAUCAAAAUAAAUGUA